This is a messenger RNA of Rubroshorea leprosula, 711 nucleotides long. The record is from the annotation of a GenBank genome assembly. Lineage: Eukaryota; Viridiplantae; Streptophyta; Magnoliopsida; Malvales; Dipterocarpaceae.
UUGUAGAAGCAUCAGACCAACUUAGCCAUGAAAGCUCCUCUAAACACACUGAGCUACACCCUCUUCGACCUCUUCCUGGUAUCUCAAUCUGUUUUGUCUGUCCAGAAAACCAUGAACCCAAAAAGGCCAUGCAAGCGUUUCAUUCUCUAUUACCAUGACAUCCUCCUCAAUGGAACAGAUACUUCCAACGCAACCUCUGCCGCGGCUACAACUCCAACCAAACUAGGCGACUUUGUGUUCGGCCUGCUUGUGGUUUUUGAUGAUCCAGUGACAAAAAAUCAGAAUCCGCAGUCUCCUCCAGCCGCCCAAGCCCAGGGGUUUUAUUUCUACGACAUGAAAACUACUUACAAUGCCUGGUUUGCGUACACCUUGAUUUUCAACUCUACUGAGCACAAAGGGACUAUAAACAUCAUGGGAGCUGACAUGAUGAUGGAGAAGACAAGGGACCUGUCUGUGGUAGGAGGAACAGGAGACUUUUUCAUGGCUAGAGGGAUUGCAACUUUUGAGACUGAUGCUGUUGAGGGAUUCAAAUAUUUUCGGCUUAAGAUGGAUAUUAAGCUAUAUGAAUGUUACUAGGCACAUCAAUAUUACCUUAAUUAUUACUAAUUAGGUUUGCUAUGAUACUUGCUGCUGUCUUGUUUGCUGGAUCAAAUCCUUUGGUUCUACUAGUUGGGUUUUUGGGUAUCUCAAUAAUAAAAUUCUUGACCCCCC